AUGGCUAAUCCAUUUGAUGAUGAUGAUGAUGACUUACCAAAAAGUUAUUCAAAAGUUGGAAAAAAAACUGGUGGAAAUGAUAUUGAUUAUUAUGAACGUGAAAUUGAGAAAUAUAUGCAAGAAUCUCUUGAUAGUACACAAAGAUCUAGAGCUCAUUUAGAAAAUUCUGAAACUUUAGCUAUUAAAACGGCUCAGGAUUUACUUGAACAAAGAGAAAAACUUGAAAGAACUGAACAAAAUCUAGAUAAAAUUCAACAUACAACAUCUAUGACACAACGUAAUUUGAAUAGUUUAAAGUCUGUUUUUGGAGGUUUUUUUAAGAAUAAAUUUAGUAAGAAACCAGCUGAACCUACACCUACAGUUACUCCAUCAACAACAUCAGAUAAAUUAUCUUCAUAUGUAUCAAAUGAUAUAAAAAGUACUUCAUUUAACAGUAAUACAGGGCCGUCUCAACCAACAUUAAGUCAGUCAUCAAGAGAUGCUAUCAAAGAUACCAGAUGGGAGGAGAUGAAUAAUGAGAUUGAGGCUAAUUUUGACUAUAUGUCAGAAAGUCUUUCACGUUUAAAACAACUUGGUACAGCUCUUAACGAUGAAGUUGAUGAUCAAAAUAAAUUACUCGAUAGAAUACAAGUAAAAGCUGAUAGAAAUGAUUCUGUUGUUAGAAGUCAAGAUGCUCAAAUGAAAAAAUUAUUAGGUUAUAAAAAUGUUACUAAACCUGAAGACACAGCAGCUUUUGCUGGAAGGAAAAAGUAA
Strongyloides ratti is the source of this 753-nucleotide messenger RNA. RefSeq names its product Synaptosomal-associated protein 29. Gene Ontology annotation, cellular component: SNARE complex; plasma membrane. The record is from RefSeq and is a predicted model, not a curated record. Gene Ontology annotation, molecular function: SNAP receptor activity; syntaxin binding. The transcript has 2 exons. Gene Ontology annotation, biological process: synaptic vesicle priming; exocytosis; synaptic vesicle fusion to presynaptic active zone membrane. NCBI's taxonomy places the organism in Eukaryota, Metazoa, Nematoda, Chromadorea, Rhabditida, Strongyloididae. The coding region runs from base 1 to 753 and encodes 250 amino acids.